CUUUCAACAUGGAGAGUGGAGCAGGGAAGCAUUGGACUGAGGAGGAGGUUAAAGCCUUGUUAAGCGUCUGGUCAGAAAAAAACAUCAGAAAGCAACUCCACGGCACCCUGAGGAAUAAAGGAAUAUUUAUCUACAUUGCUAAAAGGUUGCAGGAGUUAGGAGUUUGCAGGGAUUGGAAACAGUGCCGUGCAAAGUAUAAAAAUCUGAAGUAUGAAUACAGAACAGUUAAAUAUGCUCACAACUCUGGGGAUGUCACUAAAUCCAUGAAGUUUUUCCAUGAUCUGGAUGCCAUAUUGCGAUAUGAACCUGUCACACAAUUAGCAGCAGAAGAAAACGGCAGGUGUUCUGCGACUGAGACACAGCUGAACACAAGCCCCACAACAGACAGCAUGCAAGGUGAAAUAUCAGUUUCUUUAGAAGAUGAUGAGGAUGCUCCAGGAGAUCCACUACUUUUUAUGUCCCAUGUCAGACCAGUUCAACUAGGUAAUGCAACGUCAGCAGUAGAGGCUCCAAAAACACCGGCUUUUAUUCCAACAGUAGCAAACGAAGGAGGAAAACACUGGACUGUUAAUGAAGUCAGAGCUUUGAUACGCAUAUGGUCAGACAAAAAUAUCCAGCAACAACUGGAGGGGACAGUGAGAAAUAAAAGAAUAUUUGAACAGGUUGCUGCUAGACUUCAAAAGUUUGGAAUUGACAGGGACUGGAAGCAGUGCAGGACAAAAUAUAAAAAUCUGAAACAUGAAUACAAGAGUAUAAAAAGCGCCCAAGACUCAGGGAGUACAAGUAAAAGUAUGAAAUUUUUUAAUGAACUGGAUGCUAUUCUGGGGCACAGCACCAUGGAACAAGCAAGUAAAUCAGAUCAUGAUGAAAGUGAGAGGCCUCCAGAAUGGACAGAAGCAAAAUCAGAAAAGGAUUCCAUAGAAAUGCCUGGAGACACAGGUGAAGAGGAUUCUGUUAGUAAUAUGUCAGAAGACCAACAAGUUGCAGAUAUAAGGAAAGUUUCUGAUUCAGAAAUCCUUGAAGAUGAGAGGGAUUUUGCCAACUCUGCCCCAGCAGGUCUGGAAUCUACACAAAUAAAGAAGGAGACAAUUGACCUAGAUGAUGAGUCUGUGAGCACUACCUCAGAAGACAGAUCUUGUACUCCAGUAGGAAAACGGAUGGUUGGGACAGACAAUCAUAUUCCUUUGGAAGAAGCACAAAAUCACUUCAAAGUUAUUACAGUUAAUGAUACUGGAGCAGGAAAACACUGGAGUGAUAAUGAAGUCAGAGCUCUGAUAAACAUAUGGUCAGAUGAAAAGAUACAACAAAUGCUUGAAGGAGCCACAAGAAAUAAAGAAAUAUUUGAGGAAAUUGCCAGAAGGUUAAUGAAGCGUGGUAUAGACAGAGACUGGAAACAGUGUCGCACAAAGUACAAGAACCUAAAAUACGAAUACCGUGCACUGCAGAAGGAAAAUGAGCAUCUUGGGAAUGCCAGGAGAAAAAUGAGAUUUUAUGAUGAAGUUGACUGUAUCUUAAGAAGACAGCCUCUGGGUCCCUCAAGCUGGGGAUGCGAAAGUUCAAGUCUCCUAUCAGGUACUAAAAACUUCAGUGAUGAGAGCAAGAGCUUAAAAUGA
Chaetura pelagica (chimney swift) is the source of this 1613-nucleotide messenger RNA. Its product is annotated as trihelix transcription factor GT-2-like. Bases 9 to 1613 code for a protein of 534 amino acids. Lineage: Eukaryota; Metazoa; Chordata; Aves; Apodiformes; Apodidae. The transcript is spliced from 7 exons. The record is from RefSeq and is a predicted model, not a curated record.